Molecule: messenger RNA, 3309 nt
Organism: Symbiodinium sp. CCMP2592
Lineage: Eukaryota; Dinophyceae; Suessiales; Symbiodiniaceae
Source: the annotation of a GenBank genome assembly
AUGGUGGCGCCGACGACGACAGAGCCUUCCGGCUCGGCUCCAGACGACGACCCGCCUCUUUUGGCAUCUGCAGACGACGGAGCCCAGAGCUGGCAACCGAGCAACAAUUCUUCGUGGGAUGAUUGGCAGUGGGACUAUAGUGGUCAGCAUAGCUCCGGUUGGGAUUCCUGGGGGAGUCAGAACUGGGGUUCGGGAGACCGAUGGUCCUGGCAGCCAUGGGGUUACUACAACAACUACCGUAGUGCCCAACAGCAUCAGGGAUCCUGGGGUGGCAGCGAUCCUUGGAGUCAGUAUCACCGAAACAAUGAUGUCGAGCACCAAGCACAACGCGAACAAGAUCAGACCUCAGACGAUCAUCCCGCCUCCAACGACCCUUCAAGCACCGAUGAAGUUUCCCAGGACUCGCAGAGGGUUACAGCAUCCACUCAGAUGAGCACCGAGGCAACCAGAACCUUUUCACAUCAGAGCAGGAAUGGCUCCCUGGCUUCGGAAGCUUCUGCCAAGUCGGAUGCAAAAGGUUCUUUCAGCGAAAAGAUGGCGGUUCCUUCUUUUGGCGCAUCAGGGAGUGGGGAUGAGCUAGGUUUGACAGCGCGUUCCUAUCUCAGACAAGUUGAAGCUUGGAGCAAGGUUACACGUACGGCACCGUCGCAGCAAGCACUUCUACUUUAUCAAAACCUUAGCGGUAGAGCAUGGGUUGAGUCUGAAGAGCUCAACGUGGAGGACCUGGCUAGUGAGAGAGGGCUUCAGAUCUUCAAGUCCUGGAUCAGGGAGCGAUAUCAGGAGGUUGAAGUGAGCCGCAUCGCAGAAACGCUCACCCUUUUCUUCAAGAAGAUGAAGAGACAGUCAGGGCAGUCAAUCAGGGAAUUCAACUCGGUUUUCGAUCGUGCACAUUCGAGACUUCUGGAGAUUGAUUGCAAGUUGCCGGAGGUAGCUAGGGCGUGGGCUUACCUGAAUGCUCUCGGGCUUAGCAACACAGAAGAGCUUUCUUUGCUGGCUUCAGUUGGCAAUGACUAUAGCACGGCUAAGUUGCAGAAGGCUGCCAUCCUACAUGAGAAGUCGCUUCGAGGUCCAUGGGUUCCGAAACCUAAGGGCGAAGGUAAAGGGACUAAGAGCACCUUUAUGGCGGUGAUCGAUGAGGACGACGCAACCAGGAACGCCGCAGAGCAUGAUCAAGGUGACGACACCGAGGAACUUCUCUCUGAGGCAGCGGCGGUGGAACUUCAUGAAGCCUAUGUUGCCCAGGAAUCAGCCAAAGCCCGCUAUCGUGAUGUCGUUAAAGCCCGAGGAGUUGACCCCGAAUCCCUUAAGAGAAAGCCUGCUGAUGAGGGAUCUCGACUCCAGCUCGAUGAUCGUUUGGCCCAGGCUAAGCUGCGCAGUUACUGCGCUGGCUGCGGCCGCCGCGGGCAUUGGCACAAAGACCCGGAAUGUCCCAACAAUCAAUCCGGGAACGCUCCUGCUAAGCCCAGGAAUCCGCAGGAUCACCAGGUGCAUGCUACCUCGGUCUGCUCCGGGACGGUUCCUGUAGUUGUCGAGGUCGCCUACAUGGUUGGGGAUCUCGGUGGGGAUCGACUUCUGGCGAUUACAGACACCGCGUGUUCGAAAUCAGUCAUGGGACAGGGUUGGCUUGAGUCGUACGUGAAGCUUGCAAAGGAGGUUGGCAUUGAAGUUCAGUUUUUGGAUUGCCACGAUGAUUUCCGAUUCGGAGCCUCGAAGCUUUUCCAUGCAAGCUACUCGGCCACCAUCAUGAUCCAGAUCAGGAACCGGACUUUUAUGUUGAAGGCCUCCGUGGUCCAAGGUGAAGUCCCUUUGUUAAUGAGUCGCAGUGCUUUGAGCAAGCUUGGGAUGAUCUACGACGUUGAGGAACAUUCGGCAAAGUUCAGGAAUCUUGGGAUUGAGAAGUAUACCCUGUUGACCACUGACAGCGGCCACCCAGCGAUCCCAGUGUCACCGAGACGUGUACCGGGACUCAAGUGGCCUUCGCCCCAACAGUGGGCAGGCUCCGAGGUGAUCAUUGUUCCUUCGGCGGAGUCGCAAUACAUGUCUUAUAUGGUCAACUCUGGUCCGAGUGCGCAUGCAAGUCCAGUCGCUCCUAGCAAUAGCCUGAACAGUGAAGCCCAAACUCCUGCGGAACCUCCAGGACGCAAUCUGUUCUACCCGAAGAAGAUCAAUGAUUGCGUGCGGAAUCUUCUUUGUUGUGAGCCCCUGAAUCCUCAGACCUUUGCCACUUGGUGGAGCAAGACUCCGAUCUCGAAGGACUUUUGGAUUGAAACCCCUAACUCCUUCAUUCGGAUCCACGUUGUUCCCCGACGAGGAUUGUUCGAUCCGACGAAAUGGAUUACAUCGCAAACUGCCGAGAAAUUCGGAGUACAUCCAGUGUCUCAUGCAGUUCGCUUGUCGGUUUGGGGCCCGUCCAUGACCUGUGGCAGAAUCACCUUGAUGCGCAGCAAGACGUUCUUUGGGUUGGCAGGACCGUGUUUUCUCGAGCCUCUAGUAGGCCGUUGCUUUACGGCACCCCGCCUUGUGUUCCGGCGCCUGAACCUCCCGAUGGCCUCCUCAGCGACAACCAAGCCUCUGUGGAAAAUGACAAAGACAGAGCUGACGAGCGAGGCUCUCCGCCUGAACCUCACAAUCCACUCCUCUUGGUCAGUGGGGGAAAUCCGUCAAGUGAUCAUCGAUGCCAAGAAGGACUCCGGAGAGACCUCCAGUGUACCCCGCGGUCUUGCGUCGAUGACUCUCGACCAAUUGAAGUCCCAGGCGCAGGAGCUCGAGAUUCCGGUUCCCCAUCGCGCCACGAAAGGGCAGCUCCAGAUGAUGAUUCGAGAUCUGGUCACGCGGGACAAGGCGGAGGCUGUGGUCACGUUUGGCAGACACCGCGGCAAAUUGUUCAAGGAAGUGCCAUCCCAGUACUUGGAAUGGGCGAUGAAGGAAGUCCAGGCGCGCGGGACGGAAAACUCGGGUCCGGAUCUGGUGAGCUUGGCGAAUUACGCCAAAAGCAUCUUCGAGCCGGAGCCGCAGGUGAUGUACGAUCCGGAGCUGGACCCCAAGGUCCCCUUGCCGUCGGAGAGCAGUUCGUGCUGGGAGAGCCAUUGGUCGGAGCUGACGGAAACAGGGGUGCGGAUGAACCAGAAGGUUGGCUAUCGAGAGGAGGCGGCGCAGCUACCGAAGGCCUCGCCCAAAAAGCGAGCCACAGCGGAGGGAUCUCAGGCGACCCCCGGGAGCAUGGAUCAGGAUGUGCCCAAGGAAGUGAAGGACGAGAUCAAUGCCUUGAUGGGUCGUCUCGCUGCGCUCAAGGACAAACACGGCCUUUAA